UCGACCGCCUCAGGGGCAGGCUGGGCUGCGGCAGGGCCGGAGUGAAGGGGCCGUCGCCUCCUGUCGCCGCCUCUCUGCCCACUCCCGGCCAGGAUCGGCCGUUGAGUCCUCACUUCGAAGAUGCUGGAGUCGUACGUAACUCCGAUUUUAAUGAGCUAUGUGAAUCGCUAUAUCAAGAACUUAAAGCCCUCGGAUCUCCAGCUUUCACUAUGGGGCGGGGACGUGGUUCUCAGCAAACUCGAGUUAAAGUUAGAUGUCCUGGAACAGGAACUGAAAUUACCAUUCACUUUUUUAAGUGGCCAUAUUCAUGAACUGAGGAUUCAUGUACCGUGGACAAAACUGGGCUCUGAACCUGUGGUAAUUACCAUCAAUACAAUGGAAUGCAUCUUGAAACUUAAAGAUGGAAUCCAGGAUGACCAUGAAAGCUGUGGUUCUAACUCUACCAACCGAAGCACUGCUGAGAACACAAAAUCUUCCAUAAAACCGAGAAGAGUCCAGCAGGCUGCUCCUACAGACCCGGAUUUGCCACCAGGAUAUGUGCAGAGUUUGAUUAGACGAGUUGUAAAUAAUGUAAACAUUGUUAUAAAUAAUCUCAUAUUAAAAUACGUUGAAGAUGACAUUGUCCUUUCUGUCAACAUCACUUCUGCUGAAUGCUAUACUGUGGGUGAACUAUGGGAUCGGGCAUUCAUGGAUAUUUCUGCAGCUGAUCUGGUGCUGAGGAAGGUCAUCAAUUUUUCUGACUGUACUGUUUGUCUUGAUAAAAGAAAUGCAAGUGGAAAAAUUGAGUUUUACCAGGACCCUUUAUUAUACAAGUGUUCCUUCAGAACCCGCCUUCAUUUCACAUAUGACAACUUAAAUUCCAAGAUGCCAGCUGUUAUCAAAAUUCAUACUUUAGUAGAGAGUUUGAAACUUUCUAUCACAGAUCAGCAGUUGCCUAUGUUUAUCCGUAUAAUGCAGCUUGGGAUUGCUCUUUACUAUGGAGAAAUAGGCAAUUUUAAAGAUGGUGAAGCCGAGGACCCUGCCUGUCACAGUAAAGAUGCAUUAGGAAACAUUGCAGGUACUGAAGAUGAAACAAGAAUAGACAUGCAGUAUCCUGCUCAGUACAAAGGCCAAGAGUUAUUGUCGCAAGACUAUGAGGAGCCCCAGGGAUGGGUGUCCUGGGCCUGGUCAUUUGUUCCCGCAAUUGUGAGUUACGAUGACGGGGAGGAAGACUACCUUGGGAAUGACCCCGUAUCAACCCUGCUCCAGCAGAAAGUGCAGACUCUGAAGGAUCCCAUUGUUUCUGUAGGAUUUUAUUGCACAAAGGCAACUGUGACUUUUAAACUCACUGAAAUGCAAGCUGAAAGUAGCUAUUAUAGCCCACAGAAAGUCAAAUCUAAGGAAGUUUUGUGUUGGGAACAAGAAGGAACUACAAUUGAGGCACUUAUGAUGGGAGAGUCUUUCUUUGAUUGUCAGAUUGGAUUUGUAGGGUGCAGAGCCAUGUGUCUUAAAGGAAUUAUGGGUGUUCGAGAUUUUGAAGAGCAUAUGAAUAGAACUGAAACUGAAUCCUGCUUCUUCAUUUGUGGUGAAAAUCUGAGUACAAAAGGUUUGACAUACCUCACAAAUUCACUGUUUGAUUACCGAAGCCCGGAGAACAAUGGCACCCGUGCGGAGUUCAUAUUGGAUGCAGCUCUCCAUAAGGAGACGUACACUGAAGUAGCAGGCAUGCAGAGGUUUGGUGCUUUCUACAUGGAUUACCUGUAUACCAUGGAGCACAGCUGUGGCAAAGGUCCAGCAAAUCAGCAAGACUUUCCUUCAGGGAAAAAUGAGGAUUUGGGAAUAGUCCAAGAAAAGUCUACCAAAAGCCUUGUUAUAGGUCCUCUGGAUUUCCGCUUGGACAGUAGUGCAGUACAUCGGAUUUUGAAGAUGAUUGUCUGUGCUUUGGAACAUGAGUAUGAACCAUACAGCAGGCUAAAACCAGAAGGUAAGGAUGAAAAGGACGCAGCAGUGACCUCCGAGGAUGUGGCUGCUUUGGAGGAAUACAUUCCCACGCGGCACACAAGUGUUACUCUGCUCAAAUGCACUUGCACCGUUUCCAUGGCAGAAUUCAAUUUGCUAGACCGUUUGCUUCCUGUCAUCGCGGGAGGAAAGAACUCAAGUAACUUCAUGAAUGCCACAAACUUCCAGUCACUUCGACCUUUGCCAUCCAUUCAGAUAUUGGUGGAUAAAAUUAAUUUGGAACAUUCUGUUCCUAUGUAUGCUGAACAGCUGGUGCGUGUAGUCAGCAGCCUUACUCAGCCUUCUGAUAAUCUUCUGCAUUAUUGCUAUGUCCACUGCUACCUUAAGGUGUUCGGCUUCCAGGCAGGACUGACAUCUUUGAAUCACAGUGGAUCUUACUGCUUACCUGUACCAAUUAUUCCCUCUUUCAGCACUGCCCUUUAUGGGAAACUUCUGAAGCUCCCCACUCUCUGGACCAAAAGAUCUCAGACCGUUGUAACUGAAGGUAUUUUUGAACUCCCACAUCUCACAAUUCAAGCAACAAGAGCACAGACCCUUCUGCUGCAAGCCAUAUAUCAGAGUUGGUCUCAUGCCGGACACCCCAGCUCUUCAACAGUGAGUGAAGCUUUGAUGACUGAGGUCUUCCAGACUGCAGGUGUGAAAUCUAAGAAUCCCCUGCCAACUCUUGAGGGCUCAAUCCAGAAUGUUGAACUGAAGUACUGCAGCACAUCAUUGGUCAGAUGUGCCUCUGGGACCAUGGGAUCAAUAAAAGUUUGUGCCAAAGCCCCAGGUGACAGUGGAAAGGAAAAGUUGGUUCCUCUGCUUCAGGGUCCUUCUGACACUAGAGACCUUCAUGGCACCAAGUGGCUUAAUGAGAGCAGGAAGCCUGAGUCCCUCUUAGCUCCAGACCUGAUAGCCUUUACCGUCCAGGUUCCCCAGGACAUGGACGACUGCCACCACUCUGGUGCUGUAUUUCUUUGUAGUGUACAAGGACUAGCAGUUAACAUUGACCCAAUAUUGUAUACAUGGGUCAUCUAUCAACCACAAAAACGAACAAGUAGACAUAUGCAACAGCAGCCUGUGGUAGCAGUUCCUCUUGUCACUUCAGUUAACAGAAGGAAAGAAGAGGAGCUCUCUGUUGGAAGUGCCCCAUUGGCCAAGCAGCAGUCAUACCAAGCCUCAGAAUAUGCCAGCAGCCCUAUAAAAACAAAAACAGUCACAGAGUCCCGACCACUAUCAGUUCCUGUGAAGGCCAUGCUGCACAUUCAUGAAGGUUGUAGAAGUCCUGAAGAAAGAAUGAAAGAAUUUAUUGGAAUAUUAUGGAAUGCAGUGAAGAGCCUCACACUACAGCUUGAUGUCCAGUCUUGCUGUGUGUUCAUUCCAAAUGAUAGCCUGCCUUCCCCGAGUACAAUUGUAUCUGGUGACAUCCCUGGGACAGUAAGAAGUUGGUACCAUGGACAGACCAGCACACCAGGAACAAUUGUCCUUUGUUUGCCACAAAUAAAGAUUAUCAGUGCUGGUCACAAGUGCAUGGAGCCUCUGCAGGAGAUUCCCUUUGUCAUCCCACGGCCCAUCCUUGAAGAGGGUGAUGCAUUUCCUUGGACUAUAAGCUUGCAUCAUUUUAGCAUAUAUACCCUUCUUGGAAAGCAAGUGACACUUUCCUUAGUGGAGCCCAUGGGAUGUACCUCUACUCUAGCAGUCACAUCGCAAAAGCUCUUUACCCCGGGACCAGAUGGGAGACAUUCUUUUGUUGUCUGUCUCCAUGUUGACUUGGAGUCUUUAGAGAUAAAGUGCUCUAAUCCUCAGGUCCAGCUCCUUUGUGAAUUAGCUGAUACAAUGAGUAAAGCCUGGAGCAGGAUCCAGAAGAGAGGCCCUCUUAGUUCAUCUUCAGUCUGCUCAGAGAGCACAGCAGGCCCCAGCCCUGGCUCUCCAGUGCGGAGCAGUGUUGGAACGGUUCCACCAGACACCAGCACAUGCAGCCCGUCUGCUGACAUGGUGACCACCACUGAGGGGGAUUCUAUUCAAGCAGGUGAUGAUUCACCAUUCUCAGAUUCUGUUACCCUGGAACAAACUACCAGUAACAUUGGUGGGUCCAGUGGCCGUGUUAGUCUGUGGAUGCAGUGGAUGCUCCCCAAAGUCACUGUGAAACUCUUUGCUCCAGAUUGUGAAAACAAAGGCACAGAGGUUUGUAUGGUCAGUGAACUAGAAGACCUCAGUGCGUCCAUAGAUGUACAAGAUGUGUACACCAAAGUGAAAUGUAAGAUAGAGAGUUUCAAUAUUGACCACUAUCAAAGCAGGCCAGGGGAAGGUUGGCAGUCAGGACGUUUUGAAGGAGUAUUUCUGCAGUGCAAAGAAAAACCUGUGACAACUACAAAACUUCUAGAUGGUGCUCAUCAGCAGCAUGGAUUUCUUUCUCUGACAUACACAAAAGCCGUAACAAAAAAUGUCCGUCACAAGUUAACCUCAAGAAAUGAGCGAAGAAGUUUUCAUAAAUUAUCUGAAGGUUUAAUGGAUGGCUCACCUCAUUUUCUUCAUGAAAUUCUUCUUUCUGCACAAGCAUUUGAUAUUGUGCUUUGCUUUCCUUUACUUAAUGCUAUUUCAAGCAUAUUUCAAACGAAACUACCAAGGACCCAAAAAGAGAACAGGAAAUCUUCUGGUCAGCCCAUGAGGACCCAUACGCUUACUGCCCGCAAUUUACCUUUGAUUUAUAUCAAUACAAGUGUCAUCAGAAUUUUUGUUCCGCAAACCGAAGAAACACAGUCAACUGUCGAAGUGGAUCAGGCAGCACAGGAAGACACCGUGGUUUUGAAGGUUGGCUCUGUUGCCAUGGCUCCCCAGGCUGAUAAUCCGCUCGGCAGAUCUGUCCUCAGGAAAGAUAUCUACCAGAGAGCCUUGAACUUAGGAAUUCUUCGAGAUCCUGGAUCAGAAAUUGAAGAUAGACAGUACCAAAUAGACCUGCAGUCCAUCAGUAUUGGCACUGCCCAGUGGGGUCAACUCAAACCAGAAAGAGGGAGUGGCUCAGGAGGCGUGCUGACAGAGAGUGAAAGGAAUUCCCAGAACCCGGCCCUGGAGUGGAACAUGGCCAGCAGCAUUCGGCGACACCAAGAAAGGAGAGCAAUUUUGACCCCUAUCUUGACAGAUUUUUCUGUCCGAAUAACUGGAGCACCUGCCAUCACUUUCACCAAAAUAAUCUCCCCAGAAAAUCUGCUUACCGAGGAGAUUUUAGUGUGUGGCCAUUCCUUGGAAGUGAACAUAACCACAAACCUGGACUUCUUCCUAAGUGUGGCUCAAGUUCAGCUCUUACAUCAGUUAAUAGUGGCAAAUGUGACUGGAUUGGAGCCGUCAAGCAAGGCCACAGAGAUCUGUAAACAAGAACAGAAGAAAAUGGAUACAUUUGAUGGAGCCAUAGCUGAAACUUCUUCCCGAUACAGUGGUGCUCAGGACAGUGGAAUCGGCAGUGACAGUGUUAAAAUCCGAAUUGUACAAAUAGAGCAGUACAGUGGUGCCAGUCAGCACCGAAUUGCCCGCCCCUCACACCAGUCAUCAAUUGUGAAAAAUCUCAAUUUCAUUCCCUUCGACAUAUUUAUUACUGCAAGUAGGAUCUCACUAAUGACCUAUUCCUUGGUGGCCUUACCCAAGUUCAAAUCACCAGAACAGAAGGAAGAUGGGAAAACAGGCAAGAAUUCUUUAAACCUGCCAGAAGUUGAUUCUGAUAUAGCUCAGCCUAACCAGGCAUGCAUUUCCAUGGUGACUGCUGAAGAUCUCUUAAACAGUAGCAAUUCUUAUUCUUCAGGGAAAAAAAUAAGGGUUCUCUCUCUUGAAAGCCUCCAUGCGUCCACACGGUCAUCUGCUAGACAAGCACUUGGCGGCACUGUUGUCCGGCAGCCUGGCCGAAGAGGGACCGGUGACUUCGAGCUCCAUCCAUUUCUCUACUUAAUUGUAUCUCAGCCUUCCUUGCUUCUGAGUUGUCAUCACAGGAAACAGAGAGUGGAAAUAUCCAUCUUUGAUGCUAUGCUUAAGGGGGUAGCCUCUGACUACAAAUGUACAGAUCAUGGGAAGACCCUGCCGGAAGCCCUUGACUAUAACACUGUGUGGCUGCAGACGGUUCCUGGAGAAACAGACAGUAAAAGUGGGAUUCCACCUUCCCUUGUUACACUACAAAUUAAAGACUUCCUUAAUGGACCAGCUGACAUCAACUUGGAUGCAUCAAAGCCUUUGAAAGCAAACUUGAGUUUCACCAAGCUGGACCAGAUACAUCAUUUUUUAAAGAAGAUUAAAAAGGCACACAGCUUUGCACAUAGCAAAGAGACCUCAGCCCCACCGGACCCUGUACUGAAUAAGGAUGAGCCUCCUGCCUCCAAAUGUUACCGCGGAAAGUUGUCUACGCCCAAAGUUCACUGUGAUGGAGCACAGAAGACGUCUUUUCAGGAAAACUUGUGGAGAGCCAUUUCCUGCUUUCAGAAAGUUUCUGUCCAUACUACCCAGAUUGUGGUCUCCAUGGAAACUGUCCCACAUCCUCAUACACCAUGUGUGUUGGCAUCACUGUCGAACCUCAAUGGAAGCCUUAGUGUCAAAGCAGCACAAAGAGCACCUGGCCCAAGUCUUGGAUCAUCAGUCCUCCUCAGCAUAAGUGAUUUUCUCCUUAAAACAAGCCUCAAGGAAAGAAGUCGAAUUCUGAUGGGGCCGUUCUCUGCUACUGUCCAUCUGGAAGCUAAAUGGUGUAAACACAGUGGCAAUCCAGGCCCACAACAGUCCAUACCAAAAGUAGCCAUGGAUUUAAGAGGUGGUCUGCUGCAGGUCUUCUGGGGUCAAGAACAUUUGAAUUGCCUGGCCCUUCUGCAUGAAUUAUUCAGUGGGUAUCUUAAGGAGGAGAGAAAAUUUGAAGUGCCGAUUCCCGAAUCAGUACCCCAAAUGCCAUCUCCCGUGGAUAAGACACAAGCUUUUAAAAGUGAACACAGUUCAGAUGACCUGCGGACAGGCAUCUUUCAGUACAUACAGGAUGCUGAACCUUUGAAACUCCCUGGUACCUAUGAAGUCUUGUUUUAUAGUGAAACAGAAGAGAGCCCAGGGAUGAUGUUAUGGAGGUACCCAGAACCUCGAGUGCUCACCCUUGUGCGAAUAACUCCUGUGCCUUUCAACACCACAGAGGACCCAGAUAUCAGCACAGCAGACCUGGGUGAUGUGCUGCAGGUCCCUUGUAGUUUGGAAUAUUGGGAUGAACUCCAGAAAGUUUUUGUUGCAUUUCAAGAAUUCAGCCUGUCUGAAAGCAAAGUUUGUGAAUUGCAGUUGCCAGAUAUCAAUCUUGUGAGUGACCAGAAGAAACUUGUGUCCUCAGAUCUGUGGAGAAUUGUCCUGAACAACAAUCAGAAUGCAACAGAUGACCAAAGCUCUGCAAGUGAAUCUGGUUCUCAAAGCACCUGCGAGCCCCUCGUGACUCCAACAGCCCUGGCGGCUUGUGCCAGAGUCGACUCCUGCUUUAGCCCGUGGUUUGUCCCGGCACUUUGCAUGGCCUUCCGGUUUGCACACCUGGAGUUCCGUCUGUGUCAUCACUUGGACCAGCUAGGCACAGCCUCACCACAGCACCUGCAGCCAUUCACUCCUGAUAAAAAUGUGCCAUCUGACCUGGAGUACAUGGUUAUUUCCUUCAAAGAACCAAACCUGUAUCUUCGGCAGUGGAGCGGCGACUCUGUCUGCCAGGAGAUCCGGUUCUCAUCUCAAGUAGACUGUAAACUGCUGGAGUGCAGAAACGUCACCAUGCAAAGUGUGGUGACGCCCUUCAGCAUCUCAGGGCAGAUGGCGGUCUCCAGUGACGGGGUGCAGAAGCUGCUUGACGGCACCAUGAUCGUGGACUCUGUGCUGGUAAACUUCGGGCAGCAUGCCGUUCACUCCCUGCACACUGCAGUGCAAGCUUGGCAGCAGAACAAAUGCCCUGAGGUAGAGGAGUUGGUCUUCAGCCACUUUGUGAUCUGUAAUGACACACAGGAGACACUGCGGUUUGGCCAGGUGGACACUGAUGAGAAUGUUCUGCUGGCCAGUCUCCAUAGUCACCAGUACAGCUGGCGUUCUCACAAAUCCCCACAGCUGUUACACAUCUGCAUUGAAGGCUGGGGCAACUGGCGUUGGUCAGAGCCCUUUAGUGUGGACCAUGCCGGAACAUUUAUUAGAACAAUUCAGUACAAGGGUCGAACCGCUUCGCUCAUCAUCAAGGUUCAUCCCCUCAGCGGGGUGCAGAAACAGAUUAUCAUCUGUGGGAGACAGAUCAUCUGUAGUUAUUUGUCUCAGAGCAUAGAGUUGAAAGUGGUUCAGCAUUACCUCGGUCAAGAUGGACAAGCUGUAGUCCGAGAGCACUUUGAUUGCCUCACAGCCAGACAGAAACUGCCUUCGUACAUAUUAGAAAAUGGUGAACUGACAGAGUUGUGUGUGAAGGCCAAAGGAGAUGAAGACUGGUCAAGAGAUGUGUGCCUGGACCCCAAGGCCUCGGAGUAUAGCACUGUCAUCCAGGUGCCUACUUCAAACAGUUCCAUUAUUUAUGUAUGGUGCACAGUUUUGACUUUGGAACCCAACUCUCAAGUUCAACAGCGAAUGAUCGUGUUCAGCCCUCUUUUUAUCAUGAGGAGUCAUCUUCCAGACCCCAUUAUCAUACAUUUGGAGAAAAGAAGCCUGGGUCUGAGCGAAACACAGAUUAUUCCAGGCAAAGGGCAGGAGAAUGUACUGCAGAAUGUAGAGCCCGACCUUGCACACCACCUGACAUUUCAAGCGCGAGAAGAAUAUGAUCCUUCGGAUUGUGCUGUUCCCAUAUCAACAGCCCUCAUUAAGCAGAUAACCACUAAGAUACAACCUGGAGGCACAGUUAAUCAGAUGCUUGAUGACUUCUAUGGGCCAGAAAAGUCCCAUGAACCCAUUUGGCCUUACAAUAAGAAGGAUUCUGACAGGAAUGAACAGCUGAGUCAGUGGGAUAGCCCAAUGCGAGUGAAGCUGUCGGUCUGGAAGCCAUAUGUGAGAACCCUGUUGAUAGAACUGCUGCCCUGGGCCCUGCUUAUCAAUCAGUCCAAGUGGGACCUCUGGCUAUUUGAAGGAGAGAAGAUUGUUCUACAGGUCCCUGCUGGCAAAAUUAUUAUUCCUCCUAAUUUUCAGGAAGCUUUUCAAAUAGGAAUUUACUGGGCAAAUACAAACACUGUGCACAAAUCAGUAGCAAUUAAACUGGUCCAUAACCUGACCUCUCCGACGUGGAAAGACGGCGGGAACGGUGAAGUAGUGACGCUGGAUGAGGAAGCGUUUGUUGAUGCUGAGAUCAGACUCGGUGCCUUCCCGGGACAUCAGAAGCUGUGUCAGUUCUGCAUCUCCUCCAUGGUACAGCAUGGCAUACAGAUUAUCCAGAUUGAAGAUAAGACUACAGUAAUCAACAAUACACCAUACCAGAUAUUUUAUAAGCCACAGUUGUCUGUCUCCAACCCCUGUUCUGGAAAGGAGUAUUUUCACGUUCCAGACUGUGCUACCUUCAGCGUUGGUCCAGGUGGAGAACAUCCUGCUAUGAAAUCCAGCUCCCUGCCUUGCUGGGACUUCAUGCCUGAUGUGGGGCCAUCAGUGGACACAGCCGUGCUUCAGAAACAGAUACUGCUGGGCUUUUCUCCUGCACCAGGUGCUGACAGCUCUCCGUGCUGGAGCCUGCCAGCUGUCAUUAGACGAGAGUUUCCUAGACAGAGUGUAGCAGUGCCCUUCGGAGCCCUAAGGGAGAACGGAUUCUGCACCAGGGCAAUAGCACUGACCUAUCAAGAACACUUUGGAAUCACUUAUUUAACCCUCUCAGAAGACCCGAGUCCUCGAGUAAUUUUCCACAACAGAUGUCCAGUAACGAUUCUCAUAAAGGAGAACAUAAGAGAUAUCCCAAAGUUUGAGGUUUAUUGCAAAAAAAUCCCUCCUGAGAGUUCAGUUCAUCAUGAGCUGUAUCACCAGACUAUCAGUUACCCAGACUGCAAGACCAAAGACUCACUUCCCAGCCUCCUUCUGAGAGCGGAAGUGACGGGAGAAGGGACAGCGGAGUGGAGUGAUGCUGUCGACAUGAACAGUCAGGGGACACAGGUUGUGUUCCUCACUGGCUUCGGAUAUGUGUACGUGGACAUUGCCCAUCAGUGCGGCAGGGUCUUCAUCACCAUAGCCCCAGAAGGAAAAGCAGGACCUAUUUUAGGCAGCGCCAACAGAGCGCUGCAGAAGACUACUACGUUUAAAAUGUUCAUCACCCGCUUGAGCCUGGCCGUAUCUGACGACCUCACACACCACAAGGCGUCAACUGAACUUCUCAGGCUCACUCUGGACAACAUUUUCCUCCAUGUAUACCCUGUGCCUGGUGAACUCCCAGGGGAAGAGCCCCCCUCCACCCUCCUCCAGCUUUUCAGUGUGGAGGUCUACUUUGGGGACCUGCAGCUGGACAACCAGCUUUACAACAAGUCCAAUUUCCACUUCGCUGUCUUGGUCUGCCAGGGAGAGAAAACUGCACCAUCCCAGUACUCCAGAGUGCAGAGUCUCCUGCUCUCCACCAAAGACUUGGAGGGGUACAAGGAGAACUGCUUCAUCAAACUCCGCCUCACUGGAUCUGAGGGGACAGACUUCCUCUUUGAUGUCAGCGAGUUCUCUUUUGAACUGAAACCAGCAAGGCUCUAUGUGGAGGACACCUUUGUAUACUACAUCAAAACUUUGUUCGACACCUACCUUCCUCACAGCAGGGUGGCUGGUCACCAUGCAGAGCUCUCUGCAGGGAGGCAGGUGCUGCCCCUGCAGGUGAGACAGCAUGCCAGGGCCUUGGUGAACCCGGUGAAGUUGCGGAAGCUCGUCAUCCAGCCAGUGAGCCUGCUUGUCAGCAUCCAUGCUUCCCUCAAGCUGUACAUCGCCUCCGACCACACCCCUCUGUCCUUCUCUGUGUUUGAAAGAGGACCCGUGUUCACUACAGCCAGGCAGCUGGUGCACGCACUGGCCAUGCACUAUGCUGCUGGGGCUCUUUUCCGAGCAGGCUGGGUGGUGGGGUCUCUGGAAAUCCUCGGCAGCCCCGCCAGCUUAGUGAGAAGCAUUGGAAAUGGGAUCUCGGACUUCUUCAGGCUUCCAUACGAAGGGUUGACACGAGGCCCAGGGGCCUUUGUGAGUGGAGUCUCCAGAGGGACCACAUCCUUCGUCAAGCACAUUUCCAAAGGUACCUUGACGUCCAUCACCAACUUGGCCACCAGCCUGGCCCGGAAUAUGGACCGGCUUUCGCUGGACGAGGAGCAUUACAACCGCCAGGAGGAGUGGAGGCGGCAGCUGCCGGAGAGCCUGGGCGAGGGGCUGCGGCAGGGCCUGUCCAGGCUGGGCAUCAGCCUGCUCGGUGCUAUUGCUGGUAUAGUUGAUCAGCCAAUGCAGAACUUCCAGAAAACAUCCGAGACCCAGGCUUCCGCAGGACAUAAGGCCAAGGGUGUCAUCUCGGGUGUGGGGAAAGGAAUCAUGGGGGUAUUCACCAAACCCAUUGGGGGAGCUGCAGAGCUUGUGUCGCAGACUGGCUAUGGUAUUUUACAUGGAGCUGGACUUUCUCAGCUUCCCAAACAACGGUACCAACCAAGAGAUCUACAUGCUGACCAAGCUCCAAACAGCCACGUCAAAUAUGUCUGGAAAAUGCUUCAGUCUCUGGGUAGACCAGAAGUCCACAUGGCCCUGGAUGUAGUCCUGGUGAGGGGCUCAGGCCAGGAGCAUGAAGGGUGCUUGCUCUUGACAUCUGAAGUGCUCUUUGUCGUAAGCAUCAGUGAGGACACACAGCAACAGGCCUUCCCCAUCACGGAGAUCGACUGUGCACAGGACACCAAGCAAAACAACCUGCUCACUGUGCAGCUCAAGCAACCAAGAGUAGCCUGUGAUGUGGAGGUGGAUGGUGCCCGGGAGAGACUGUCGGAGCAACAGUUUAACAGGCUUGUGGACUACAUUGCAAAAACAUCUUGCCACCUGGCUCCAAGCUGCUCUUCCAUGCAAACAUCAUGUUCUGUGGUGGCUGUGGAGCCCCCCGCUGCCACUGUCAGAACCUACCAUUACUUAGCUGACCCCCAUUUUGCUCAGGUGUUCAUUAGUAAAUUUACCAUGGUAAAGAAUAAAGCCCUAAGGAAAGGCUUCCCCUGAGUCCCUCAGGGAGGAGGAGUUGGAUUUUUUGCUGAGCAACACAGAGUUCCAACACUCAACAUGGACAGAAGGCCAACAUGUCUGUAGUAACAGGCAUACUAAUUUUGUAAGGACUUACAUCUUACCUUCUCCCCAAACAAAAAAGAUACUCCUCCAAGUGGGGGGAAAAAUUCCAAGUGGGAGAGGAACAAAUGAUCAAAGAAUCCUAUAUAUGUUAUAUUCUUAACAUACAUAGACUUUUUUUUUUUUUACUCUAUGCCAUUUGCAGAAGUUUCCACUGUAAUUUCAAUCUAUUAAUGCUCUGCUUUCUAGUAAAAUGUGGACAGGCCUUAGAAUACAGACCCAGAAAAUAAAACUCCACCACCUCUAUAAUACAGUUGUUUCGCUUGUUGAAUGUUUCACUUAACUACAAUACCAUUCUUUUUAGGAAAAACAAUGCAUAUUACCCUCAAAGUCAGCAGUCUGAUUUGUCAGACUUUUAACUGCUCAGGUAUAUUUUGGAAAGCUUAUGUUUUACAAAGCUAAAAAGUAACAUUUUGUGUCUACCAACAAGAACAGACCAUAAUGCCUGUAAAUUUGUUUGGUUCUAGAACUCCUUAGUAUAUGGGUGUAAGUUAAGAAGAACCCUAACACUGCUAAGCCGUGGUGGUGCACACCUUUAAUCCCAGCACUCGGGAGGCAGAGGCAGGUGGAUCUCUGUGAGUUCCAGGCCAGCCUGGUCUACAGAGCAAGUUCCAAUACAGUCAGGUGUACACAGAGAAAGCCUGUCUCCAGCAAUGCCACCAGUCAGGGCCAGUUCUCUGUGAACUGACUUGGUAAGGCUUGGAGAUAAUUCCUAGUGUCUGCUAAGUAUUAUUUAACACCUAAAGAAAGGCUUUGAUGCAAGACCUGGAGUCAGCAGUGAUCUUAAAGUUCUCAGUGACUGUCACAGUCUACCCACUGAUGGCAGUCAUGCGUAGGCCUGCAAUUUGUUCCCUUCAACUGUAAGUAAGACAGUGCAAUUUCAAAGGCCCCUGACCUUCAACUCUCAGAUCUGCUGGGCACACAUGCCCACCACAUCCCUAUUACUGAAAAACAAGUCAUUGAUGGACAAUUCAAGCCAAAUAUGAAAACCAUCCAUGCACUUAGUCUGUGACUCAUUUAGGAAAGCAACAUUUUUGUCAGCCUCAAGAAUAAUUAUUUUUAAGAAUGUAAAUAUGUACUGAUUCUUGUAUGGCUUAUGGUAAUUUUACAUAUUGCCAGGAAUUAUAUAAAUAAAGUAUUGCUGACCAUGGA
Peromyscus leucopus (white-footed mouse) is the source of this 13383-nucleotide messenger RNA. It is a transcript of the gene Vps13b, whose product is annotated as vacuolar protein sorting 13 homolog B. The record is from RefSeq and is a predicted model, not a curated record. The transcript has 62 exons. The coding region runs from base 121 to 12108 and encodes 3995 amino acids. NCBI's taxonomy places the organism in Eukaryota, Metazoa, Chordata, Mammalia, Rodentia, Cricetidae.